Astrephomene gubernaculifera is the source of this 7686-nucleotide messenger RNA. NCBI's taxonomy places the organism in Eukaryota, Viridiplantae, Chlorophyta, Chlorophyceae, Chlamydomonadales, Astrephomenaceae. The record is from the annotation of a GenBank genome assembly.
CUUAGGAAUACUACGUUGCAAAAUGCCUUGGACAGGAUGGUAACGCUUCGGUCAUGUCGCCUUCGCAUUGCUCAGUAUACCCUUUCUGCAUGGUCGCUCAUAGAGAGCAACUACAAGCUUACUAUAUAAUGAACGCGGUCAUAUUUCUUACAGCUUAAAAAAAUUGGUUGUUAUGUGCAUUUUUAGUUUAUAAAUGUCGUCGAAUGCACUGCCACCCCUAGCGGGUGUUGGCCCAAGUGGCUCUAAAGACGAUCGUGAUGACCAGCGGACUCCAAAAGUCAAGCCGCUUCCGCUCAUGCUUUCCACAAGGGCGCCUCUUGUCGGCACCACAGGCGCAUCCCGCAGUCGCUCCGUCCCCAGCCCCACGCACCCCUCCUCUCCGUACCUCGCACACCUUCACCCCAACCAUGGCUCCCCCGGCGACGCGCCCACCUCCCCCGCCAGCCCCGGCCAGCAGUCCGGGGGCGCCUCAUUCCGCAGCAACAGCAGCAAGUUUACACGCCUAAGGGGCAUCCAGGGCGGCGGUGGCAGCAGCGGUGCAGGAGGGAUGGGGUCCGCAGCAACAUCCGGAGGCGGGGGGCAGCAGCAACAGCAACAAGGGCCGCAGCUAGCGCUAGAGGGAAACAGCAUGCUACAGCCGCAGUCGCAUGGAGCAGACGGCAGCGAAGGGCAGGCCGCAUCACCGCAGCAUCAGCUUUAUCACCCAGCCCCGCUGGUAGGCGUUGUCGCGGUCCCGGUGGGGGCAGUUAGUAACGGUGGCAGCAGCAAUAGCAACAACAUGGCGUCGGUGGGAGGGUCGAGGUCACCAGGCAGCGCCGCAGGGGGCAGCGGCAGUAGCGGCGGGGCGGCGGUGGUGAUGGGGGGCCCGGCGCAGAUCAACUUGGCGCUGCCCUCACCGGAGGGUUCGCUGGCGGGGGUUAGUGCGGCGUAUGGGCAGGCCGGCAGCGGCGCAGGUGGGGCCGCAUGGGCCAGCCGGCGGGGCAACACCUCCGGGCCUCCUCGGACUUCCGCUUCCACAGCGACUGCUGCUGGUGCUGGCGGCGGCGGCGUCUCCCUGCAACGGCCUGUGCUGGAGGGGGUGGGGACGGCGGGCGGCGGGAACCCCCUGGGUUACAGGCCCUCGCACUCCGCAGCCUCGCCACGCCACCUCACCACCUCCAUCCUGCCCGCCGGUGGCGGCUCUCCCCACCCGCGGCCCGACACAGCCCCGCUGCUAGCCGCCCAGCAUGCCGCCUCCUCCUCCUCCUCGCCUCCCCUGCCCACCCUCGACCUCCUAGCCGCUACCUUCCCUUCGGGCCGCACAAACGCCCUCGUGCCGGGGUCCGUGCCGCCCGCCGCCAUGAACCCGCCCAUGUACGGGGCCCCAUCUGCCGUACAGGCGGCAUCAUCGGCGGCGCCGACGCUACUCGUGGGGGCACUGCCGGAGGGCUCCUACCCUGGCGGGAGCCACGCCGCUACGAUUACGAACAAUGCCAUCGCAGCGGCUGCGGCUGCAGCAUCGGCGGCGCCGACUCCUGACGCCUCGAUGGCUUCCAUGCAGCCCUCGAGCCAUGGGCCGUACGGCAGCGUCGGCGCUGACGCGGCGGGGAGUGUCGUACCGGCGGCGGCAGCGGAGGAAUCCUCCGUUCCUUCCAGAGGGGAGGAGUCCUCGACCAUGCUGCUCAUGCCGCCACCUUCGUCCAUUCCAUUACCCACAUUGCCACAGCAGCAGCAGCCCCCAACCCAGUCGCACUCCAUGUUUGGCGUCCAGACGCACCCCUUCUCCCACCCCAUGAGCCCAUCACACGGCCUGCACACCCAGCCGCCCACCUCCUACUACGCCCAGCAGCAGUUGCUGCUGCAGCCGCAGCCCUCCACCACCGCGCAACUCCUGCAGAAGCUCUACCGAACCAACCUCACCCCGCCGACGGGCAUCUCCCGAAGCCGCCCCGAAACCGCCCUGAAUACCUCUGCCGCCGCCGGCGGAGGAGGCUCCGCCCCAGCCUCCACGCCCGACCUUGCGCCCUCCAGUCCCGCCAUCACCGCCUCCUACGGCCGUCACAGCCCCUACACCACCACCACCACCGCCGCCGCCGCCGCUCCUACCAGCAACCCCACCACCUUCUACCCGUCCGCAAUCAUCCCCACCUCCAUCCCCACCCCCUCCUUCACCUCCGCCGCCCACUCCCGCACCCCCUCCGGCGCCGCCCCCGCUCCCUCCUCCCUCUCCAUGCCCCAUGCCCCCUCCGCGCCCCCCCAGGCCCCACCCUCCCUGUCCUCCCCUGCCAUCACCGCCUCUCCCACCCUGGCGCCCGCCUCCCCCGCUCGCUCCAACAGCAGCGGCGGGCCCCUCUCCGGCUUCGCCUCCCUCGUCCUCACCUCGCAGCGCACUGGGGGCACCGGCGGAACCGGCAACGCAGCCAACGCGGCGAGCAGCCUGGCGCGGAAACGCACGCGCGCGGGUACGACAGGCACGCUUGCGGACCUGUCGGCUGCCAUUCAGAAGAGCGUUGCUAGCGGCAUGGGCGAGUGGGACCUGCGGGCGGAUGGGCUGUGGGGGAAUCCGGAGAUCCAGGAGCGGUUGCUGCGGGGGCCGCUGGGGCCGGAGACGCUGAAGAACCGCUACCACAUGAAGGAACGCGACAUCCUCUCGCUCUACCGCCUGCUCUACUCCUACAGCGUGGGCUUCUUCACGGACGUGGAGUCGCUGCUGGACACCGCCAUCAACGAGCGCACCAGCCCGGGGGGCGGCGGCAGGGCAGGCGGGGCAGCAACGGGCGGAGGCGGGGGGGUGCUGGGCGGGCUGGGCGGCGGCGGGCUGCUGGGGCUGCGGCAGGAGCUGCUGGAGAACGUGUUUCGGUCGUAUGCGGCGCUGUGGGAUGAGGCGCUGAUGAUUGUGUUCGACAGUGAGAUUGCAGCGGUGCUGGCUGACAAGACGGCGGCGCUGCAGGCCCUGGACGCAGGGGUGGUGGAGCUGGAGGCGCUGAGGAGGGAGAACGAGCAGCUGCAGUCCCGACUUGCGGACUUUGUGAAGCAGAACAUCGACAACAUGCUGUCCAGCCGCCACAUGAAGCAGGCGGCAACCCGGCUGGAAGGCGAGCUGCACUCGCUGCAGAGCGCCAACGAGCAGCUGGUGACCCACAUGGCGGGGCACGCAGUGCAGGUGACCACCCUAGAGCGUCAGCUGGAUGCCGCCCGCGCCGCCACGGCUGCUGCGGAGGAGCGCGCGGCCGCCGCGGAGGCGCACCUGGCGCAGAUCAAGACGGUGGUCAGCGAGCAGAACGCCACCCUGUCGGCGCAGUACUUCCAGAUCAAGGAGCUAGAGCGCCACGUGGGCGAGCUGCAGGAGAACAUCCGUAACCUCAACCGCCGCCGGGCUGCCGUACUGGGCCUCCUGUCCGGCGGGGCAACCGACCAGUCAACCGACGCCGCAGGCCUCAGCGCCGGCGGCGGCACGACGACAACCUCAGCGCACGGCGGCGUGGCUAGCUCGGGCCCCUCGGCGUCACGUGACGGCGCACCGCUGGCGGCACCCUCCGGCCAUGGCGCCCAUGGCGGCGGCGGCGCCGGAAGCGGCAGCGGCCCCUCUGGCAGCGGUCCCUCCGGCGUGCUUGCUGACGUGUCGCUGCUGAGUGCUGAGGAGCUGGAGCGGCUGCUGUCUGACAAGACGCGCGCCUUCAACCUGUUGCAUGCGGACUUCCUGGUCAAGAUGCAUGAGCUGGAGGAGCAACGCUCUGUCAACACUGCUCUCCGCGAGGAGAUCAAGGUCAUGCAGGCGUCGGUGCAGCGCGCGGAGACGGAGGCGGCGGACAGCGCGGCGGCGGCGGAGCGCUCGCGGGCGCGCUGGGAGAGCGGGCGCAUGUAUGUGGAGGACCUGGAGGCGGCGAACAAGAGGCUCUCCGCCAAAAACGCCGAGCUCGUCCGCAGCUACUGGCCCCUCAUGACCCGGCUGCGGGAGGCGGAGGCGGAGAUGAUGCGCGCGCGGGAGGCCUCGGAACGCGACCGCGAGCAGGCGGAGCACGACCGGGCGGAGGCGGACGCGCUGCGAGCUGAGGCGGAACAGACCCGUGGGGCGCUGCAGGAGCUUCAGGAGCUGAGGGAGGAGGCAGCCAGCCAUGAGCUGCAGCUGCCUCCCGACCUCCUCGCCGCCCUGCCCGACAACCACGCCGCCUCGCUGCGACGCUUCGGCCGCUCCUGCCACCGCCGCGUGGCGCACCUCAACGCGCAGGUGGUGGCUCUGGUGGACCAAGUAACCUCCUCCCGCCUGCGCAUACAGCAGCUGCUGCGACAGCUGGGGCUCACGGACGAGCCGCAGCUGCUGCCGACGCCAACGCCACCGCACCAGCCGCCGCAGGAGUUUUCGCUGGUGCCGCAUGCGGCGCCAUCGCUGCUGGCGGGGGCGGCGGCUGGCGCCGCCGAUGCAGCUGAGGUGGCAGAGCUGCGAGCAGCCCUGGCGGACCGAGACAAGUGGCUGACGGUGUUUGUUCGUGCCAUGUCGGCUUUGAUGGGGCAGAUGGAGAACCUCAUGGCGCGCGACUAUGAGACCUGCCAUGUGCUGCGGUUGGAGCAGAAGAAGCGGAAGCAGAAGGCUGCUCGAGCGGCGCGGCGAGCGUCGGUGCGGAAGCUGGAGGCGGAGGCGUCGACGGCAUCAGCGGCUGCUGCUGCGGCGGCGGCGGCGGGGCAGCAGCAGGCGGUUGGAAGUUCUGCGGCGACGACGCCGUCUGGGGAACGCAGCCUGGCGUCACAGCCGUCGGCGUCGCAACCCUCGGCAUCGCAGCCAUCAGUUUCGCAACCCUCAGCGUCACAACCCUCGGCGUCGCAGCCGUCAGCGUCGCCGUCAGCAGCAUCCGCAAUAACGCUGGCACCGGCGGCGGUAGGCAGUGAGGGGCAGCAGCAGCAGCAGCCGGAGGGCAGCGUGGCUUCUAACCCAGCGACGGUCACGGAGGAACCCUCAACCGAGCCCUCAUCCCCGCGCAAGUCCCUCUCACAACCCUCGUUGUCGGGUGAAGCGACGGUGGGGCUGCCGUCGAUCCCGCCGGAGGCAUCGCUUUCGCCGCCGUCACCGUCAGGAGAAGCCACCGCCGCCGCCGUCGCCGCCGAGGGCUCGGCCACCGCCACCGCCGCCGCUCCCACCGAACCCAAUGCCGAGGAAGAUGAGGAUGACGGUUGGGACGACUCGGACCCCACCAUGACGGUCGCAUGCGGCCGGAUCGCUCAGAUGAUUGGCUCGGGUGACAGCGCGGAUUGGGUGCAACGCACGCCGCUGCUGGUGGCGUUGGAUGGCGGCUUCGAGCGGUUGGCGGACUCGGCGGAGCGCAUGGUGGAGUGGGCGGAGGGGCUGCUGAAGCGCAAGGAGCAGACCGCCAACUUCUCUCAGCUCAAGCAGCGGCUGGAGGCGGUGUCCCGCCAGCUGGACACCGCCAACAUCGAGCUCAACACGCUGCGGCCCACUGCGGAGGCGCUGAGGCAGACGGUGCGGGGCUACGAGGCCAAGGUCAAGGAGAUGACGGUGACGGUGACGAGCUGCAAGCAGCGCGCCGAGGCUGCCGAGUCGCGGCUGUCCUCCACGGAGGCGCAGCUGGCGGCGGUUUCGGAGCAGCUGAAGGAGUCGAAGGGGGCGCAGCGGCUGCUGGAGUCGGAGUACUGGAAGGCCAAGGAUGUGGCUCUGGAGGCGGAGAUGACGACGGGCGAGCUGAAGGCGGCUCGCAGCCGGGCGCUGGAGGCGGCGGCCAAGGCGCUCGCCUCCGUGUCAGGGCUGGAGAAGCAGUCUAGAGAGAGCCAGGAGCAGCGUGUGGCUCUGGAGGCGGACCUGGUGGGUUACAAGGCGUGGGUACGGCACAUGGAGGAGGUGGAGCGCCGCUACCGUACGGCACUGAGGGACCUGUCGGACGCCAACGCGGGCUGCGAGGAGCGGGACCGGGCGCUGGCGGAGCUGCGAGACAGGGUUACCGCCCUGGAGCAGCAGCUGCGUCUCAAGACCGUGGAGGCGGGCUCGCUGGACUGCCGCGUGCGGGCGCUGGGAAGGGAGCUGGCGGAGGAGCGCAAGGCGGCGUCAGCGGCGGCGGCGGCGGCCCGGGCCUCCGCGGCAGCGCAGCUGGACGCCGCGAUCCGGCAGGCGGGCGGCGCGGAGGCGCAGGCGGCAGCGCAGGCGGAACGAGUAGCGGUGCUGGAGGCGCGGCUGGCCGAGGCCACGGAGGCUGUCGCCGCCGCUCAGGCCGCCGCAGCCCAGGCAGAAGCCCAACUGCUGCCCCUAGCCACGGAACGAGACCGCCUGCGAGCCCAUGUAGCCGCCUCGCAGCCCCUGCUGGCUGCCAUGGACAACGCCGCAACCGCCAUCGGCCGCCGGCUGACAGUGCUCGAAGACGCCGUACAUGCCUCCUCGUCAUCCCCCUCUUCCUCAUCUUCCGGUGUGGCUGCUGGUGCUGAGGAGGGAGGCGGCAUGGGCCGGGCUCCCGCCGGGACGUUGGAGUCGGCGUUGCACGGGCUGCUGGAGUCGGUGGAGGCUGCUUUGGAUGCGUUCGAGGCGGUGGCGGUGGAUGCGGCGGGCGACGCCACGCCGGCGUUGUUUGGGGAGCUGGAGGGACUAGCGACGCAGCUGAUUAACACGUUGACCAAGGGCGGAAAGGAGCCGAUCCAAAGCAUUGCGGUUCUCAAGGCCCAGCUAGCCCGGGACGACAAGGAGCUCGCAGCCACCCGCGCUGCCAUGGCGGCGCUGCAGGCGGCCCGCGAUGAGGCGGUACGGCAAGCGGCGGAGCAGCGGGCGGCGGCGCAGGCGGCGGUGGCGGCGGCAGGCGCGGCCAAUGCGGCAGCGCAGCGUGACGCGCGGCGUGCCGCCGAGGCGGAGGCGGCGAUGCGACAGGCCCGUACCGAGCUAGAGGCGAGCGGGCGGCAGCUGUCGGAGACGAAGCAGGCGGCGGCGGAGAUGGAGAGGCAGCUGCAAAGGUUGCAACGCCGCGCCGCCGACCUCGAGACCGACCUAACUGCCCUUCGCAACCAGCGCCGCCACCUGGAGGCUCAGGCCGCUGCCGCGGCGCAGCAGCGCGCCGAGCUGCAGCGCCGAGCGGAGGCCGUGGAGUCGCGGGCGGUGCGCGACCAAGACGCGGCGCGGGAGGCACGCGAGCGGGCAGACGCGGCGGAGGCGGCGGCGGCUGUGUCGGAUGCCCGGUGUCGGGAGCUGCAGGCGGCGGUCGAGGCGGAGCAGCGGGAGGUGGCUAGGCUGCGGUCUGAGGUGGAGGCGGCGGUGGGGGCGACGGCGGAGGCGCGGGCGCGGGCGCUGGGGUUGGAGCAGCAGAUAUUGGAGAUGCAGGCUAAAUACGCUGACAUGAUUCGCCACGACGAGUCAAUAGAGGAGCACCUACGGCACGCACGUUUUGAGGCGGAGACAAUGCGCAAGCGUGCAGCUGAGGCGACGGCUGAGGCAGCGGAAGUGAAUGCUCGGUUCGAGGCGCUUCAGCAACGCACAUGGCAGCUACAGGUUGCGCUUCAGGCCAAGCACGGGGAGAAAGAGGAUGCGCUCCGGGAGUUGGUGGAAGUAACGCAUGCCGCAGCGGCGAAAAAGAAGGCACUUACAGCAGCGAGACCAAGAUCAGCAAAGAAAGCAGCGGAGGCCGCAAAGGCCUUAAGGGAUGGAAUUGGGUCCGACAUUGUGACUGGCGAGGGAGCGCGCAAUUAGUUAGGGGACAACACGCGAUGUUGAAGUAUGCGAAU